Messenger RNA from Moneuplotes crassus, 2116 nucleotides. NCBI's taxonomy places the organism in Eukaryota, Ciliophora, Spirotrichea, Euplotida, Euplotidae. The record is from the annotation of a GenBank genome assembly.
GCAUGAAAAUAAAGCCUCGAGCCUGGCUCAUAAAACCAGGAGCUUAUUCUAGUCCAUCAUGAUUUUUGAGGACCAUAUUUUCGACAUCAUCCUUGACUAUUUUGGAGACUUCCUUGAGAACGGCAAGAUUACAGAAUAUGAGCAAUCGUUAAUGGACAAAUGGGCUGAAGAAGAAUUCAAAACUGCUCAAGGAGAUUUAGACGAGCGAUGCAGAGCAAUGACGAAUGAGUACAAGCUAGCUGAGGUAGAUACAGCUUAUAAAGCUGUUGGGACUGAUAUAGAUAAGAGAUGGGGAACUGACAAAGUUCAGUAUUCUCCAUAUGAAAGUUGAGAUGAUUAUGAAGCUGUAGGAGAAAAUUUAAACCUUAAAUUUGUACCUUAUGUCACUGGGAUUAGAAAGAAUGAGAAUAGUGAUGAGAAAGAAGAUGAGAAAAAACAAGAAGAGGAUAAAUUCGAGACGGCCAAAAUUGAGUACAGCCAGACUGAAAGUGAUGAGAUGAGCGAAGAUGUGGAGGCUCAUGAUAGUGAAAAGUCUGUUUCUGAUGAAGUUGAGACCAGCCAGGCUGAAAUUGAUGAUACGGAUCAAGAUGUAGAAGUUCAUAGUAGCAAAAAGUCUGUUUCUGAUAAAACAGAAUCCAGUCAGACUGAAAAUGAUGAGAUAGACAAAAAUACUGAAACUCAUGCUUGAAACAGUCACAGAUCAUUCAAAAUCGAACGCAUUAUCAAUCAAAUUGAUAUAAAAUCUCACCACCAUACAUCAGAAUCGCUUGAACGAUACUGAAAGAAAAUAAUGUCAAAGGCAAAUUACUAUUCAUAUAGAAGAUGAGAUUCAAGAGAAGCUAAAAAGUCCUUUUAUCCUACCAUUCCUGAGAAACCUACCUUCUAUGAUGAUAAUUUCUACUUCCUUUAUGACCAUUCAUGCAGCCAGGAAGAUUUAAUAAAUUUUCCAAUCGAUCCUACUUUCAGCUACUCACAAGGAGAGGACUUCAGAGAUUACUACAACAAGCAAGCUAUAAUAUUCUACGAAAAACAAAAGAAAGGCAUGCUGUUGAAAUACUUAUACCCUUCAAUAAAGAUUAUAUCCUACUACGGUAACAGUAGGGACUGUAGCUACGUCAUGAGGAACUUAUGUUAUGAGUCAAGGACAAGCUGGAGACUUCACUCUACCAAAUAUAUCAAACAUAUCCAGCCCACUUAUGUAGAUGCUCCUGAAGGAUACAAGAGCCUUCAGUACUUGUUUCAAGUAUCCGAUCAGCUUUGUUGUUCUAUUGAAACUGACGAGGUCAUCGUUGAUAAUCCACUGGGCGCAAGAGUAUUAUUAGUCACACUUAGUAAACUUCGUAAUGAAGGGAUUGUCAGUAUUAGGAAGAUAGUCGUAGAUUGCACGAAAAUUCUCCCUGAAACAUACGCAGAUUUAUGAUAUAUGCUUAAAAAGAAAUGCAUAAAUAUUGGAAUAAUGUAUUCAUAUGGGAACAUUAGUAAGCAUAAGAAUGCAUUUUACAAAAAUGUGUCCUAUAUACCCAACCUGGUGCCAGAAGUUGUCGAAAAUGUAGGACAUUCUAUGCAGGAUAGACUUGAGGUUUCCGUAAAUUCUUCAGAAGCUAUUUCUCCGCUUAAAAAGCUGCCAAAAGCUUGGUAUCAUAUCCGAAAUCCUGAGCUAAUAAGUCCACUGUUAUCUUGUGGGUUAAGAUUGCCUUGAUGAAUAAAAUAUCUUACUCAGAGACUUACUGAAAAUUUAGAAAGCUUUUCACCAGCAUUGGUUGAGAUAAGCUUGCCACCAAAUAGAUAUGUUAUCCAAUGAGAUAAAGCCGGCAUCAGAUCUUCUGCAGCUAUAAUUACUAAAUAUUCUGUCUCCUCUGUUGAAAUCUGUGAGUUUGAGCUAUUAAAAAUCCAGAGUAUCAGAGUUGAAAAUGUAAACGUCGAAGUAGAAGGAAUCUCUAUUGAAAAAUUGGAGGAAACUUCACCCUCUGAAGAAAUCAGCACCUCGUGGAAUAAUACUCAGGACAGUAGUUGAGAGUCAGAUUAAUAAUUUCUAGACCAAUAAUGUAAAACUUGUAAUACAAAUCCUUACCAUUCUGUUUCUAAUUUAAAGGUUUAUAAAAUUUCAAUAAUCAUA